Lodderomyces jiufengensis is the source of this 1098-nucleotide messenger RNA. RefSeq lists its product as uncharacterized. NCBI's taxonomy places the organism in Eukaryota, Fungi, Ascomycota, Pichiomycetes, Serinales, Debaryomycetaceae. The coding region runs from base 1 to 1098 and encodes 365 amino acids. The record is from RefSeq and is a predicted model, not a curated record. Gene Ontology annotation, molecular function: cysteine synthase activity; pyridoxal phosphate binding. The transcript has a single exon. Gene Ontology annotation, cellular component: cytoplasm.
AUGUUUUCAAGGACGUCGAAAAGAUUAAUAUCAAUAUCGUUGAAUAGUGAGGUCAAAUUACCGUUUGUUCCAUUAGUUAGUGAAACUGGCUUUCCCGGAGCUAUUGGUAAUACACCAUUAUUAAGAUUACCAAAUAUAUCAAAAUCAGUUGGUAGAAAUAUAUAUGCAAAAGCAGAAUUUAUGAAUCCCGGUGGUUCAAUUAAAGACAGAGCUGCAUUAUAUGUUAUAAAAGAUGCAGAAGAAAAAGGUUUGAUCAAACCUGGUGGUACAGUUGUUGAAGGAACUGCAGGAAAUACUGGGAUUGGAUUAGCUCAUGUUUGUAGAGCUAAAGGGUAUAAAUGUGUAAUAUAUAUGCCAAAUACUCAAUCAAAAUCCAAAAUAGAAACUUUGAAAUUAUUAGGUGCUGAAGUACAUCCAGUACCAGCAGUUGCAUUUACAGAUCCACAAAAUUAUAAUCAUCAAGCUAAAAGACAUGCGGAAAGUUUAGAUAAUGCUGUAUGGACAAAUCAAUUUGAUAAUAUUGCAAAUAGACAAGCACACAUAGAAACAACAGGUCCAGAAAUUUGGGCUCAAUUAAAUGGAGAAGUUGAUGCAUUUACCUGUUCAACGGGAACUGGUGGUACUUUUGCGGGUAUAACAAGAUAUUUAAAAGAUAUAAGUAGUGGUAAAGUUAAAAGUGUUUUAGCUGAUCCACCUGGUUCAGUAUUAUAUUCAUAUAUUAAAUCAAAUGGACAAGAAAUGCAAAGAGGUGGAUCAUCAUUUACUGAAGGUAUUGGUCAAGGUAGAGUAACUGAUAACUUAAAAAAUGAUAUUGAAUUAGUUGAUGAUGCAUUAAAAAUUCCAGAUGAAGACUCUAUAACUAUGGUAUAUAGAUUAUUGGAUGAAGAAGGAUUAUAUUUAGGAGGUACAGGUGCAUUAAAUGUUGUUGCAGCAGUUGAAGUGGCUAAAACUUUACCAGAAAAUAGUAAUGUUGUGACAAUAUUAGCUGAUUCAGCUCAUAAAUAUGCUGAUAGAAUUUUCUCAAAGUCAUGGUUAAAAGAAAAAGGAUUAUAUGAUGCUAUACCAGAUCAUUUAAAGAAAUACGCUGUUUUAGAUUAA